This is a messenger RNA of Cyclopterus lumpus (lumpfish), 1645 nucleotides long. RefSeq names its product chloride intracellular channel 3 (gene clic3). The coding region runs from base 165 to 884 and encodes 239 amino acids. NCBI's taxonomy places the organism in Eukaryota, Metazoa, Chordata, Actinopteri, Perciformes, Cyclopteridae. The transcript is spliced from 7 exons. The record is from RefSeq and is a predicted model, not a curated record.
AUAGACAAACAAAAAACAGAAACAGACGCAUAGAAGAGAAGGGAGAGAAGAGAGGGAGAGGUGAAUUACUGGAAUAAAAGGUCAAACGGUAAAGAUAAAGCAGUGUUCCUGAUUCAGACUGGAUUGAAGAUACAAGAUACAAGACGAAACAGAAAGAAAUAAAGAUGGCACAGGCCCCCAAGAUUGAACUCUUUGUUAAGGCCAGUGUUGAUGCUGAGAGUGUCGGGAACUGCCCUUUCUCUCAGAGACUCUUCAUGAUUCUUUGGUUGAAAGGGGCCAACUUCACCCUCACCACUGUGGACAUGAAGAGAACACCUCAAGUGCUGAAGGCUCUGGCUCCAGGCUCUCAGCCUCCGUUCCUCCUCUACAACGAUGACGUCAAAACUGACACUAACAAAAUUGAGGAGUUCCUGGAGGAAAACUUAGCCCCACCACAGUAUACAAAGUUGUGCUGUCGAUACAAAGAGUCCAACGGUGCUGGAGACGACAUCUUCCGAAAUUUCUCAGGAUAUAUAAAAAAUCCUAUUCCUGGAUUCAAUGACAGGCUCGAGAAAAAAUUCCUGUCAACUCUGGUGAAGCUGACCAUGUACCUAGAGACUCCUCUCCCCCAUGAGCUGGAACAGAACCCCAAUGCCACUGAGUCUUCGCGCCUCUACCUGGAUGGUGACACCCUCACCUUGGCAGACUGCAACUUGCUUCCCAAACUUAAUAUUGUCAAGGUGGUGUGCAAGCAGUACCGCAACUUUGCCAUCCCUAGAGAGCUGAAAGGUCUGACACGUUAUCUGGAUAAUGCCUACAAACAAGAUGAGUUUCGUUACACGUGCCCAAAAGACUCAGAGAUCCUCAUUGCCUACCAGUCUGUAGCAAAGUACCUGAACAAAUAACAAAUCAAGAGGGAGAGAUGAAGCUGCGUGAGUGAGAACAAAGAGAGAGAGAGUAAUGCGGAGAACAACAUGAAAAGGUGACAAGAUGUCUGAAAACUUUACAUUUAUGUUUUAUUUGUGUCAAAAUUAGAGUUUGGAUAAUGAAAUGUUUGCAGUUUGUACAACAAUUGGCUUUAAAACAAAAAGUAUUUAAAUUUGAUAACUGUUACUUUAAAUUUGCUUACAAUUUAUAUUUGUAUUUAUGUACUCUUGCAUACUCUGGUUGUACUGAUGUAUAUUUCUUAUUUAACCCCAGUAAGAGUACAUAAGCACUGUAAAUCCCAGAGGAUAUUUAUGUUAUGUCUUGUUUUGUAUGCAUAUAUUCUGUCUAAGUAAAUACAUGAUGUUGAUUGCAAUUUAUUAAUGGCAUGUUGACAUUAAAUCAGAUGCAUCUUUAGAUUGAAUAUCAUAUGAUUAGAAAAUUACUAGCGUAAAAAAAGCAAAAAAAAGGCAGAUUCCAAAAAUAUUCUUUGCUAUCAAAGUGUCUUUUAAUGGUAGGGUUUUAAGCUAACAAGGAACACUGUUUCUCUUGAGAAAAUGAGUUAACAAUCAUUUUUCACAGUCCGUCCCGUUUAAUUGUUUUGUGUGUGUAAAUGAUUCAUAUAUCUCAGUAGUAACUCAGUUGUGUUUAACUUUGACAUACAUGUAAUCUAACUGAAUGAGGACAGGGUGAAGAUAUGUAUAUUUGUACAUGGUAUAUAUUAAAGACUGUGUAAAAGUGC